Manihot esculenta (cassava) is the source of this 1545-nucleotide messenger RNA. Its product is annotated as SEC14 cytosolic factor. The record is from RefSeq and is a predicted model, not a curated record. Lineage: Eukaryota; Viridiplantae; Streptophyta; Magnoliopsida; Malpighiales; Euphorbiaceae. The transcript has 11 exons. The coding region runs from base 261 to 1274 and encodes 337 amino acids.
UUUUCCUCCAAUCCUUUUGCUAUUUUAACCAUUCAUUUAAGCAAGAAAACAAACCCAGAUUUCAAUAAAUACCAUUCUCUCUCUCUCUCUCUCUCUCUCUACGCUUGGUGAAUAAGUUUAAUUGCAUUGGGAGAGGAGUCUAAAAUAAACAGCUUUGUUUUUUUUUUUUUUUUUUUGAUUUUUUUUUAUUUUAAUCAAGGCCUUGAAGCUAAACUGAGCAGUUCUGAUUCUGCAACUGCGAACGCAAGGGGAAAGAAAAAAUGGGUGUUGCUAAUCAUGAAGCGAUCAAGCAGUUUCAAUCUUUAAUGGACCAAAUCGAUCAGCCACUCAAGGAUACAUUUCAGAAUAUGCACCAGGGUUAUCCAAAUGAAACAUUACUGCGAUUUCUCAAGGCAAGAGAGUGGAAUGUUUCCAAGGCCCACAAAAUGUUGAUUGAUUGUUUACAGUGGAGAAUACAAAAUGAGAUUGAUAACAUAUUGGCGAAACCAAUCAUUCCAGUUGAUUUAUAUAGAGCAAUUCGAGAUUCACAGCUUGUUGGAUUAUCUGGUUACACUAAAGAGGGUCUUCCUGUCGUUGCUGUUGGUGUUGGGCUGAGCACAUUUGAUAAAGCAUCUGUCAAUUACUAUGUGCAGUCACACAUCCAAAUAAAUGAAUACAGAGAUCGUGUAAUAUUGCCUGCUGCAUCCAAGAAAUAUGGAAGACAUAUUAGCACUUGUGUCAAAGUUUUAGAUAUGACUGGCUUAAAGCUUUCAGCAUUGAAUCAAGUAAAGCUGUUGACUGUUAUAUCUACAGUUGAUGACUUAAACUAUCCAGAAAAAACAGAGACGUACUAUAUUGUCAAUGCCCCAUAUAUAUUUUCAGCAUGUUGGAAGGUUGUAAAGCCUCUUUUACAAGAAAGAACAAGGAAGAAAAUUCAGGUGCUGCAAGGUUGUGGAAGAGAUGAAUUGUUGAAGAUUACGGAUUAUGCAUCCCUUCCGCAUUUUUGUAGAAAAGAAGGAUCUGGCUCAUCUCACCUUACAGGGAGUGGAACAGCUGGCAAUUGUUUCUCCUUGGAUCAUGACUUCCAUCAACAGGUAUACAAUUAUAUCAAACAUCAAGCUGCUCUUUCAGAACCCACUGCACCAAUCAGGCAGGGGUCAGUCCAUGUUGAUAUCCCAGAGCCAGACCCAGAAGAUGCCAAGAUUGCUAAGACAAUUGAAUCCGAGUUCCAAAAGUUUGGAGGUUUGAAUGGACUCUCCAACUCGUUAAACGGGCUUAAAGUUAACGGUCAUUAAAAAAGUUAGAUAGUAACAAUUUCAAAAAUCCCUGCUGAUACCACACCAGAACCAACUCUUGGUGGCUGAUUCAUGGGGACAGCUUUGGAGGCAAGUCUUUGUACUUCAAUUACUGAAUACAUUAAUGCUCACUUGCAUCAUCUCGAUGCAGGUUUGGCAAGAUAAAGCAAUAUUUUUGUAGAUUGAUUUACCACUUUGGAGUGGAUAAUUGUAACUCUGGCAUUUUAUGACCUUUUUAACUCUUGUGCUAGAGUAAAUUGCUAUUCCAUCA